AAUAUACUGUCCAAGAAGAAGGUAAGAGAUUGUAGAGGAGAUUUCCGAUCGAUCGAGAAAGAGAGAGAAAAAUGGCGGAGAAAGUAGCGGCGGAGACUGAAGAACUGCCGAAGGCAAUCGUUCGUCGAUUGGUGAAGGAGAAGCUAUCAAGUAUUUCCACAGAAGGUGAUAUUUCAAUCCUAAGAGAUGCUCUCUUAGCAUUCUCCGAAAGCGCUCGUAUCUUCAUUCACUAUCUCUCCGCUACGUCAAAUGAUAUAUGUAGAGAAUCUAAGAGACAGACAAUUAAUGCGGAGGAUGUAUUUAAGGCACUUGAAGAGAUAGAAUUCACUGAGUUCAUUGAGCCUCUACGAGCUUCAUUAGAAGAGUUCCGGCAAAAAAAUGCCGGAAAGAGGUCAAAAUCAACAAAGGAGAAGGAGGAAACAAGCAAGAAAAGAAAAGCAGUGCCAGUGGAAAAUGUAGAAAUUGAAAAAGAAGAAGAAGAAGAAGAUAAUGAUGAUGAAGACAAACAAGAGGAAGAGAAAGAAAGUGAUGAUGAAGAGGAAACUAACAAGAAGAGAAAAGUAUUGCCUGCGGAAAAUGUAGAAGAAGAAGAUGAAGAGGAAGAAGAAGGCGAACAAGAAGAGGAGGAAGAAGAAGAGAAGGGAAGUGUUCAAGACUCGGGUAAAACUGAUGAUGAUGAAGAAGAAGAAGAAGAAGAUGAUUAAAGGCGACUGAUAUCCCAGAUAAGUUUGUAUUCUGUUUGUUUCUCCAUAUUGUCUUCUUAAUCGCUUAUAAUGGUGAUGUUGAGACUACAUUUGGAAAAUUAUUGCUGUUACUCUAACAACAACCAUUGUUGGACAUGUUACCUGCCAUUAAGUUUCCUAUUAGUUACUUCUAAGUUC
This is a messenger RNA of Impatiens glandulifera, 881 nucleotides long. Its product is annotated as DNA polymerase epsilon subunit 3. Lineage: Eukaryota; Viridiplantae; Streptophyta; Magnoliopsida; Ericales; Balsaminaceae. The coding region runs from base 72 to 704 and encodes 210 amino acids. Gene Ontology annotation, cellular component: CHRAC; epsilon DNA polymerase complex. The transcript is spliced from 3 exons. The record is from RefSeq and is a predicted model, not a curated record. Gene Ontology annotation, molecular function: chromatin DNA binding; protein heterodimerization activity. Gene Ontology annotation, biological process: DNA damage response; leading strand elongation; heterochromatin formation.